Talpa occidentalis (Iberian mole) is the source of this 1583-nucleotide messenger RNA. It is a transcript of the gene RITA1, whose product is annotated as RBPJ interacting and tubulin associated 1. Gene Ontology annotation, cellular component: nucleus; cytoplasm. Gene Ontology annotation, molecular function: tubulin binding. Bases 181 to 984 code for a protein of 267 amino acids. Gene Ontology annotation, biological process: nuclear export; negative regulation of Notch signaling pathway; Notch signaling pathway. The record is from RefSeq and is a predicted model, not a curated record. The transcript has 3 exons. NCBI's taxonomy places the organism in Eukaryota, Metazoa, Chordata, Mammalia, Eulipotyphla, Talpidae.
CCCACACGUGUGACUCAGCUGUUGGAGCCACAGUCUGGUCGUCUGUGGAAUGGACACGAUCGAAGCUUCCUCGCGGGACUGUUGAGGCUCACAGGGGACGAUGCCUGUGAAGCGCCUGGCUCCAGGGAUCCCUGGUGGUGGGGCCUGGCCAGCACAGGACACCCACUGUCCCCCUGGACCAUGGGCAGCAUGAAGACCCCCACGGAGCUGGCCGUCAGUGGGAUGCAGACUCUCCACCCGCAGCACCGCUACCGGGUGAAGGCCAAGGCAUCCUACGUGGACGAGACUCUGUUUGGCAGUCCUGCGGGCGCCCGGCUGGCCCCUCCAGACUUUGACCCACCGUGGGUAGAGAAAGUCAACAGAACCAAAGGCGUGGGCACAGAGACGUCACGGGCCUCAGGGGCCAACGGGAGCUGUGAGACCACCUCCUCCAGGGGCAGCACCCCGACCCUCACACCAAGGAAGAAGAACAAAUACAGACUGAUCAGCCACACGCCAUCUUACUGUGAUGAGUCUCUGUUUGGCUCCCGCCCCAAGGGCACCAGCUGGGAGGCCCCGUGGAUGGCAAAAGCAGAUGCUGCAAAACUCCACACCCUCUUCUGGACACCCCCAGCUACUCCUCGGGGCAGCCACUCGCCCCGCUCCAGGGAGACCCCAGUGAGAGCCAUUCACCCCACUGGUCCCUCGAAGACUGGGCCCGGAGUGGCAGCAGACUCCCGGAGGUUGUCAGUGGGUGAGUUAAGCUCUCCGCGUCCUCUGAGGAGAGGGCGUUCCCAUUCCCUCACCCACCUGAAUGUCCCCAGCCCUGGUCACGCACCCACCAGUGCCCCAGAAAGUAGGCCUCCGGAUCCCAGGCCGUCCCCAUCGGGGGUGACCUUCCGGAACCCCCUGGUGACCCCCAGGCUUCGCCCAAUCAGUGUUUCAGUGCCAGCUACACCCCGUCGAGGUGGGGCCACCCAGAAACCAAGGCCCCCUUGGAAAUGAGCCUCAUAGCCCUUUCUUCAGUCCUCUCCCCCAUGCUGGGAUCACAGUCAGGGGCGCCUCUGCGGAGGCACUGAAGAAACAGGGUAGGAUCUGACCAUCUCUAGAUGCUCCCUGCUUCCCCUCACCCCAUGUGGGCUUGAGGGCCGCCCCUGGAGAUGCCCAUUUCCAUUCCCGUCUUAGCCAGCGGACGCAUCAGUGCCAACCCGGGGGCCCACCGCCAUCACAUCUCCUUGUGCCAAGUGUGAAUAAACUGUCUGAUCGCCAGCCUGGAGGCUUCCUCCCUCCCUUCACGCCAAACUUCCUGCUCAGGACGUUUCCAGCUGAGUCUGGACUUUUCCCAGGCAUAGAAUGUGGACCACAGGGGUCUGGGUCAUAGGUGGGUGGACAUUGUUUUAUCUUAAUAGCCAUGCAUUUAUUUUUAUGUAUGAAAUAUAUCACUAGCUCAUCAAAGCCAUGAUUUCUGCCGAUUUCUUUUUCCCAAAGGGUAAGGAAAGAGAGGACAGACCAGGUUGGGUCUGGAGAACAAGGCUGGGUGGUACGGCAGGCAGCGCGAGGACGGGGUGGGCAUCGGCAGUGGCAGCUGGAGAUCGGGAAUGCAG